This is a messenger RNA of Mandrillus leucophaeus (drill), 2195 nucleotides long. RefSeq names its product gonadotropin-releasing hormone receptor (gene GNRHR). The transcript has 3 exons. Bases 42 to 1028 code for a protein of 328 amino acids. Gene Ontology annotation, cellular component: membrane. Lineage: Eukaryota; Metazoa; Chordata; Mammalia; Primates; Cercopithecidae. The record is from RefSeq and is a predicted model, not a curated record. Gene Ontology annotation, molecular function: peptide binding; gonadotropin-releasing hormone receptor activity. Gene Ontology annotation, biological process: G protein-coupled receptor signaling pathway.
GCGCCACAGACACAAGUCUUGAAGCUCUGUCCUGGGAAAAUAUGGCAAACAGUGCCUCUCCUGAACAGAAUCAAAAUCACUGUUCGGUCAUCAACAACAGCAUCCCACUGAUGCAGGGCAACCUCCCCACUCUGACCUUGUCUGGAAAGAUCCGAGUGACGGUUACUUUCUUCCUUUUUCUACUCUCUGCGACCUUUAAUGCUUCUUUCCUGUUGAAACUUCAGAAGUGGACACAGAAGAAAGAGAAAGGGAAAAAGCUGUCAAGAAUGAAGCUGCUCUUGAAACAUCUGACCUUAGCCAACCUGUUGGAGACUCUGAUUGUCAUGCCACUGGAUGGGAUGUGGAACAUUACAGUCCAAUGGUAUGCUGGAGAGUUCCUCUGCAAAGUUCUCAGUUAUCUAAAGCUUUUCUCCAUGUAUGCCCCAGCUUUCAUGAUGGUGGUGAUCAGCCUGGACCGCUCCCUGGCUAUCACGAGGCCCCUAGCUUUGAAAAGCAGCAGCAAGCUCGGACAGUCCAUGGUUGGCCUGGCCUGGAUCCUCAGUAGUGUCUUUGCAGGACCACAGUUAUACAUCUUCAGGAUGAUUCAUCUAGCAGACAGCUCCGGACAGACAAAAGUUUUCUCUCAAUGUGUAACACACUGCAGUUUUCCACAAUGGUGGCAUCAAGCAUUUUAUAACUUUUUCACCUUCGGCUGCCUCUUCAUCAUCCCUCUUCUCAUCAUGCUGAUCUGCAAUGCAAAAAUCAUCUUCACCCUGACACGGGUCCUUCAUCAGGAUCCCCACAAACUACAACUGAAUCAGUCCAAGAACAAUAUACCAAGAGCACGGCUGAAGACUCUAAAAAUGACAGUUGCAUUUGCCACUUCAUUCACUGUCUGCUGGACUCCCUACUAUGUCCUAGGAAUUUGGUAUUGGUUUGAUCCUGAAAUGUUAAACAGGGUGUCAGACCCAGUAAAUCACUUCUUCUUUCUCUUUGCCUUUUUAAACCCAUGCUUUGAUCCACUUAUCUAUGGAUAUUUUUCUCUGUGAUUGAUAGACUACACAAGAAGUCAUAUGAAGAAGGGUAAGGUCAUGAAUCUCUCCAUCUGGGAAUAUCAACACAAAUGUUAGAGCAUGUUUACAUACAAACAAAGCAGGAUUUACACUUAAGUUGUCAUUCUUUUAGAACCUCCAUUUUCAGAGCCUCAAUUAUUAAGGAAAAAUCUUCAGGAAAAAUGCUAAAAUAUUUUCUUGUCAUCAUCAACUUCUAAAUUAAUCUCUGCCUUUUCUGACCUCAUAUAACACAUUAUGUAGGUUUCUUAUCACUUUCUCUUCACAUAAUAAUGUACAAAUAUUUAAAAUACCUGCAGCCUAAGGCACAAGAAUGCCAAAAAAUCAAAGGCGAGAAACCACAACACAGGUCUAAACUCUGCAUGCUUUGGUGAGUUUUUCUCCAAAAGGGGCAUAUUAGCAAUUAGAGUUUUAUGCUAUAUAGUACAUAGAGCACAGAGCCCCUUGCCCAUAAGAUCAACUUUCCCUCCUGUAGUUAAAACGAAAAAAAAAAAAAAACAAAUGGAUCUGUUUUUCUCUUUGGCUUCAAAAGCAUUCCGACAUUUGGAGGAGUCAGUCACCAACCCCACCAACCACUCCACCAACCUGAUAAGACCAUGAGUAGUUCUCCUUCAUCCUAUUUAUGUGGUACAGGUUGUGAAGUGCCUCUAUAUAAAGGGAAAUUUUAGAGGGGUUAGGAUUUGGACAGGGGUUUAGAACAUUCCUCUCUAGGCUGUAUAGUCUAUGGAGUUUGUGGCAAUUAACUGCCGUAAAAUAACAAUGUUUCCAAAUUCAACUAAGAAAAUACUCAUACUGAGUAUGCUCUAUGCAUAAUACGCCCUCUAUUUUAAUAAUGUGAAGAAUUUUUUGUCUAUCCCCUGAUCUCACUAAAUCCAUAUUUCGUAAAUAACUGAGAAAAAUGAAAACAAAAUUAAGCAAAUGCACAAGCAAAAAGAUGCUUGAUACAUAAAAGGAACUCUGGAGAGAAAACUACAGCUUCAGUCUGUACAGAUCAAAGAAGACAGAGCGUGUUGGGGGAAGGAGGGAAAGAUCUUGAUGCAGGGUUUCUUAACCUGCAGUCUAUGCACAACGCUAUAUUUCCAUGUAAUAUUUUUAUUUCCCUCCUAUUUGUAUUAUUUUGUGCAUUUAAAAAACACAAUCUUAAGG